Molecule: messenger RNA, 1636 nt
Organism: Telopea speciosissima
Lineage: Eukaryota; Viridiplantae; Streptophyta; Magnoliopsida; Proteales; Proteaceae
Product: tRNA (guanine(37)-N1)-methyltransferase 2-like
Exons: 12
Coding region: 31-1557 (508 amino acids)
Biological process (GO): tRNA N1-guanine methylation
Cellular component (GO): cytoplasm
Source: RefSeq, a predicted model, not a curated record
AUGCAGAAUCAGUUGAUUUCUUAAUAUACGAUGCUGGACAAAAGUAAGUUCGACGUGCAUCUGCAAUUGUGGGCACUUAGAAUUCCAUCCCAACUCUGCAAGCAUGUUCUUGGCAUACUGAAAGGAUAUUUGCUUGAUAAGCCCCGUGUCAAACCCAUCACUGAAGAUCCAUCAUGUGAGAAAAGCCGCUAUAUGAUAUUAUCUGAAAGGAUUCAAAAUUCUGACUUAUCUGAGAUUCCAGAUCAAACGCUUGAUGCCUUGAAGAAGUUAUGCAAAAUUGAAGUUGUGCCCUAUUCAUUGAUGCUUGGGUAUUCUUAUUGGAGUGCAGAUCUUAUCCUAAAGCAGAUAUUGCCUAAUGGAGUGGAGGUUCCUUCAUCUUUUGAAACAAUAGGUCAUAUUGCUCAUAUAAAUAUAACUGAAGAACUACUUCCCUUCAAGGAUGUUAUUGCAAAGGUCAUUUAUGAUAAAAACCAGCCAAGAAUCAAAACUGUUGUUAACAAAGUUGGAACGAUCACAAAUGAAUUUCGAGUGCCAAAAUUUGAAAUUCUAGCGGGGAAUGAUGAAAUGGUUACAGAAGUGAAGCAAUAUAGAGCAACGUUCAAGCUUGAUUAUGGCUUGGUUUAUUGGAACUCGAGACUGGAACAUGAACACAUACGACUGGUCUCUCAGUUUCGGGCAGGAGAGAUCAUUUGUGACAUGUUUGCUGGAGUUGGUCCUUUCGCAAUUCCAGCUGCACAAAAAGGAUGUAUAGUGUAUGCUAAUGAUUUAAACCCUGAUAGUGCUCAUUAUCUAAAGAUUAAUGCGGCAAUCAACAAAGUAGAGGACUAUGUUUUUGCAUACAAUAUGGAUGCAAGGGCAUUCAUUUCUCGAUUAAUGUCAGUGCCUAUGAGUGAGAUUGGACAGGAACCUCAGAGUUCUAUACUCAAGGCUUGUGGGGAAUGUAACUUACCAACUGAUGGCAAAGAAUGUUCUGAGAAUGGAAGGCUGAUAGUUGAGAUGGAAGACAUGACGGGUAAUGAUUCAGGGGAUCAGAAAGCUCUUGGAGGCUUGUGUACGAACUUCGAUGCUGUGAACGCUGCCAAAAGACGUGCAGAAAGUUGUGAGGAAGAAGACAAGAAUGUGGAUGGUCAUAGUGCAUCUGCUGUCUGUAGGAGAAAUUUGAUCACAAACAAAAGAAUCAGAGGCUCUAGGUUAUCCAAUACUAAGACAUGGGAACAUGUCGAUCAUGUGAUUAUGAAUUUACCUGCAUCUGCCAUACAGUUUCUUGAUGCUUUUAGGGGCCUUAUCCAAAGGAAAUACUGGAAGGGACCUUUGCCUUGGAUUCACUGCUAUUGCUUUAUGCGGUCAAAUGAAAUUAAAGAGUUGAUUGUCUCUGAGGCAGAGUCAACUUUGAAUGCUAAGAUAGAAGACCCCAUAUUUUAUAGGGUUAGAGAUGUUGCUCCAAACAAGGCAAUGUUUUGCUUGAGUUUUCGGCUUCCGGAAGAAACCUGUUUUAAGGAAGACACUGAAGUUACCCUACAGUCUACUGAAGGGGCAGCUAUAAUAACUGACAUCUAAUUGAAAAAGGUCAUUGUUGUAUGGUCAACCCCAACGGUAAAGCUUUCUUCAUGGAGCCUGGGACUAUAGGCGGUCUGUU